CCUAUCGUGCACCAGCAGACGCUCACAGCUCCCUUUCGCCCUUGGCUGGCCUGGGAAGUGUCUGGGAAUCGCCAAGGUGAAGGAAUCCUCCGGGGCCAUGGACGAGCUCGGAGGGGUAGAUGAAAUCUUAAGAUAAAGACCGGGAUCCAUGGCUUCUCCUAACUAAUAUCCCCAUCUUCUUUCCUCUCUUGCUCACUUUUCUCUCUCUGUUCUUUCAUCUUUUUGGUGAUUAUACUUUGCGUAGGGAUGACUCUACCUGGGUUUUCCAGUUGAGUAGCGUGAGCUUCUUUGCUCGUGACAGCCCGAAUUUGCUUCUUCUUCUUCUUCUUCUUCUCUUCAGCAAUGGCUUCUUCUUCUUCGUCAUCCAGAAGCCGCGGUCACGCUGAGCAAACCAGUUUCAUUGGACCCAUCCUGGAUAGGCUCUCGCAUCUGGAAAGGCAACUCUAUGAUAAGGCCAAAGUUCCACUUACAGAUGACGACGGUGAUCAGAAAAGGCGCAGUCAGUUCGAGAAGUGGUGCAGGGAACUCAAUUAUAUCAGAUCUGCCUUCUCGAAGCUCGGUCCUUUCGGGAUUCAUGUCGAGGACAGGCUGUCUCAGCUGGAGAACUGCCUCCGGGAUGUUCUAGAGAGUGGAUCCGUAUCUGCCGAACAAAUUCAAUCCCAGCUUCGCCCGAUUCCCAGCAGUAUUGCCAAUUUGAGAGCCCUGCUUCCAUCGUUGCCCCAGGCGACCUCUGGUCCUCGCCGUACCGAUAACAGUGUGCCAACUAACAAUCGGACUUAUGUCCAUAACGAGUUACUCGAGCAAAUUACGGAUGAUGGUGGCAGUUUCCUGCAGGAGGAACUCCUUGGGGACCUAAACGAUCAAAGGAAGCAGCUCUUGCUGUAUUUCGCAGCCUUUCCGUUUGGCAGGGUCAUCAGCAAGAGAGUCCUGAAGAAUUGGUGGAUUGGAGAUUCAGUAGCUCUUUUGCGACUGCCUCCUGACGAAGCAGAGAACAGGGCGGAUCGAGUACUUGAGGAACUGGUGUUGAGGUGUCUCAUUGAAGAGGUCCAGGAGCAACGCAGACUGAUUGGGUUCAGGAUGUCCAAUCGCUGGGUUCACUUUGCAGUGGUCAGGCUUGCAGAGCAACGUAAUUUCUGUCAUUUCAAUCGCGAGGGAAAUCCUACUUUGGAGUCGCUGAGGUUGUAUUUGGUGCAUAACAAAGACUACCGAAAUGCAAGGCUCGAUGAGGUUGUGACGGUGCUCAAUAUAAGCGAGUCAUACCCCACUUUCAAACCAGAGUUCUUCUCUAAGGCGAAGGAAAUCAGAGUUCUUUGUCUCGGAAAUUGGCAGAUCAGCAAUGACCAUACUGAAGUAGAGAGCACUGAGUUUCUGAAUGGCCGGAAAAUCUUGAAGAAGUUGAGGUUCUUCAGUCUCCGGGGUGUUUCAAGAGUGUUUGAGCUUCCUGAUGCUCUGUGCAACCUCAGUUCUUUGUGGAUGCUCGAUUUGAAUGCGUGUCACAGCCUUGAAGAGCUGCCCGAGGGGAUAGGCUCCCUCAAGAGUCUGAAUUAUUUGGAUAUCUCAGAGUGUUACUUGCUGGAUAGGAUGCCCAAGGGAUUGGCCUCCCUCACUGAACUCAGGGUGCUCAAAGGGUUCUUGAUCAUCGACACCACAUCUGGAAUACCUUCUUGCUCCUUCCAGGAAUUGGCAGGAUUGAAGAAACUGAAAAAGCUGAGUAUCAACACUAACAGGAGCGAAUUCCCUGAAGAUGAUGACCUUGAUACUUUCAGAAACUUUCCACAACUUGAGAAGUUGACUAUUUCAUGGGGAGGCAAAUCAGGACAGGCUGAUGAAGCCAACAGUACAUCCAACCCAGAGGAGUCAGGAAUCCAAUCCCGACAAGCUAAUAGUUCCUCAAAUCCAAACCAGAAUUACAAUCCGCAGAAACUAAUAUUCACUCAAACACUGGGAGAGCUGCUUCAGGUCAUCCGGAAGACACGGCAGCAGGACCAACAUAGUCAACCGACAACAAUCCCCUCAAUAUAGAGGAUAAUCAAGAGGGAACCGCUAGUGCUGCAGAACCAAAACGAAAGGGUGUCAGAAGUCAAGAUACUGCCGAGGAUGCUGCUGUUGAAGAGACAGGUCCAAGGCGAAUGGAAGGGACUGCUAAUGCUGGAGAAAUAGUUGCACAAACCGAGUAUGCACAAAAAGGGGAUUCUGCAAGUGCAGUCCGUGCUGGAAAUACUUUCAAGGGAAAGGAAAGCGAAGUGAAACAAAAGGGAGUUAGUACAGGAGAUGAGGCAAAACCACAGCAGAAAACGAACAAAAAAAUGAAACCAUAUAAGAAAUUACCUUCGAAAUUACAUUCGAUAUUAAGUUUCAAAGAGCCGGAUAAAGCAACUUCCAAGUGUGAUGAGAUCCUUCCGAGAUUAGAGAAGUUGAAUCUCCAAUGUUAUCCUGAGGAGAGAGCUCCGGCUUGGUUGAUACCUAGGAACAUGAAGCACCUGAAAAAGUUAUACAUCGAAGGUGGCAAGCUCCGCACUCUUGGUAACGUUGGCGGCAACAGUGCCUGGAAAGUUGAGAUAUUACGGCUGAAGUUCUUAGAGGAGCUGCAGCUGGAGACGAGUCCGGAAGCUCUGAGAGCGUUGUUUCCUGAGCUGAUCUACCUGGAGAAAGUCCAAGAUGGGAAGCUUAUUACCUGCGAACGCAACAGGAAGGGAGAGUUGGAGGAGAAGGAACCAAGGGAUUAUGAGAUAAAAUUUCUCCAGGAGAAAAGCAUAGAGAAGAAGAACGGGGUGAAUCAAGGUUCGGAAAACGAAGCUUUUGAGCAGCGAUCGCUCUAUUUCGCUAAUGAUAGUAAGGCUUAAACCUAAUUUUGGUUUUUGUUUGUCUUACGAUAAAUUGAUUGAUUUGAUUGCUUCAGGUCAUAUGCUUGUAGUUCUGCAAUUGUCAAUGCUCUCUUUUGUUUUUGUGUGUGGGGAUUAUCGUAUUGAACACUAUAAAUGCGUUCUUUAUCUGCUUAUGGGAGAACUUAGGGAGAGUUAAGGUGAACUUUGGUGCUCUCCCUAAUUCCAAAGUUUUCAUGUGAUUAGGUUCU
Messenger RNA from Punica granatum (pomegranate), 3073 nucleotides. Lineage: Eukaryota; Viridiplantae; Streptophyta; Magnoliopsida; Myrtales; Lythraceae. The record is from RefSeq and is a predicted model, not a curated record.